AUGACUGCGCAGGACGUCGGGGGAUAUCAAUGCUACUAUCAGAGCCCUGCUGGCUUCUCACAGCACAGUGACCCCCUGGAGCUGGUGGUGACAGGAUUCUACAGCAAACCCAGCCUCUCAGCCCUGCCCAGCCCUGUGCUGACCUCAGGAGGGAACGUGACCCUCCAGUGUGGCUCAUGGAAGGAGUUUGACGGCUUUAUUUUGGUGAAGGAAGGAGGACACCACCUCACCUGGACCCUGGACUCACAGCAAAAACCCAGUGGGCAGUUCCAGGCCCAGUUCCCCGUGGGGCCUGUUAACCCCACCCACAGGUGGACAUUCACAUGUUAUGGCUAUUAUAGGAGCAAACCCCAGGUGUGGUCAAUUCCCAGUGACCCCCUGGACCUCCUGGUCUCAGGUAAGGAAUUCCCAUGUUUCACUCCAAUAUUUGUUGAGGCUGCGACCUUGUGGGCAGAGACCCAGGGGCUGGGAUCUGAGGGGCUGUGCUGGGACCCAGCCUCUGAUUCCCUUGCAGGGACCCUCCCCAAGCCCACCCUGUGGGCUGAGCCAGGCUCUGUGAUCGCCCGGGGAAGGCCAGUGACCAUCUGGUGUGAGGGUCCCCUGGAGGCCCAGGAGUUCCGUCUGGAUAAAGAGGGAAGCUCAGUGUCCUCGGUCAGCCCGAGCCCACAGGGGCCCAGGAACAAGGCCAAGUUCUCCUUCCCGUCCAUGACUGAGCACCAUGCAGGGAGAUAUCAAUGUUAUUAUCGCAGCCCUGCUGGGUGGUCAGAGCGCAGUGACCCCCUGGAGCUGGUGGUGACAGGAUCCUACAGCAAACCCUGGCUCUCAGCCCUGCCCAGCCCUGUGGUGACCUCAGGAGGGAACGUGACCCUCCAGUGUGGCUCAGGGCAGGGAUAUGACAGGUUUGUUCUCACCAAGGAAGGAGGACACCACCUCACCUGGACCCUGGACUCACAGAUACUCCCCAGUUGGCAUGUCCAGUCCCUGUUCCCUGUGGGCCCUGUGACGUCCAGCCACAGGUGGACAUUCACAUGCUAUGGCUACUACAGGCAUGAACCCCAGGUGUGGUCAGUGCCCAGUGACCCCCUGGAGCUCCUGGUCUCAGGUGAGGAAGCUCCAUCUUCCCCUGACACACUUGGGGACAUUAAGCAGGGACUUGGAGGCCUCUUCCUUAGGAUGGCCCCAGGUGAGAGAAAGGGGAGAGAAUCAGGGACACCUGACCAGAGUCCCCAGGUGUGAGAGGGUGACCUGCAGGCAGGACGGGGGGAGGCAGGGGGUUGGCAGGGUCCAGCCCUCAGCCCAGGCUCCUCUUCCUCCAGGGGUGUCCAGGAAGCCCUCCCUCCUGACCCAGCAGGGCCCUGUCCUGGCCCCUG
This is a messenger RNA of Ictidomys tridecemlineatus (thirteen-lined ground squirrel), 1370 nucleotides long. The record is from RefSeq and is a predicted model, not a curated record. NCBI's taxonomy places the organism in Eukaryota, Metazoa, Chordata, Mammalia, Rodentia, Sciuridae.